Molecule: messenger RNA, 2493 nt
Organism: Saccharomyces eubayanus
Lineage: Eukaryota; Fungi; Ascomycota; Saccharomycetes; Saccharomycetales; Saccharomycetaceae
Gene: LST4
Product: Lst4p
Exons: 1
Coding region: 1-2493 (830 amino acids)
Source: RefSeq, a predicted model, not a curated record
AUGUUAGGUAAUUUGUUGAGGAACAAGACCAAUGUAUCUGCUUCUGAGAAGAAUCCAGAUCGUUCCGAAUUCUCAUCGGUCGUGCCCAAUGUUUCUGUGUAUUGUAAAGCAGCCAACACAGGAACUACGAAGACUGCUGUUGGGGCGCUUCUAGACACUGCCGUCAAUGUGGAAAAGCAUUCGGAACUGCUGUCGACCACUUCUCCACCUAUCUUAGACCAUAUCUCGGAUGAUUUAAAACUUAAGCUCUUCGGCUCUAGGGAUGUCCCCUAUAGUCGUCCCAUUGAUUCGCUACAAAAAAACGGCGGGCUUUGUACUGACAAAAUAACCUCAAUCAAUGAGGGUACGCACGCAUUUAGGAUUUUGAUCAUCGAAGAAGCUGGUCAAAUGGCGUGUAGGAACAAUUAUCGUGAUAUCUUCGAUUACACCACCUCAAAAAUCUCAAACUCGAUGGACCAAAUACGGCCUAGUGAAUUGAAGGAGUACAUAUUUGGUUCUCCUGUGAGAGCGUCAGACUUGACUCAAUGUGACAAGAUCAGGACCAUUCCUAACUCGGAUUUGGUGCUGAUAACUAGGAUAUUUUAUUACAUGCACCAAUACAACCGUAUUGCGAUUAGCGUAUGCAUUCCUAAGAUAUUGCUGCCAGUGGUAGCUGAGUCUUGGUCUUGUCUUUCAUCGUGGUUGACCCAAACUCAAAAAAUGCUCACUGUUUUUUUAAAUAAAAAUCGUGCAAUGCAAGAGAAUACUGGUAACAACAGUAACAAUCUAAUUAUAAGGUUAUCGAACAUAGACAUCAAAACAUAUUACCCAAAGGAAAUCGAAAUCAUGGUUCAAACUUUGCAGAAAAGACUUAUUCCUUGUUUGCGCUCUUUGUCUGAAAUCCCAAGACUUUUCUUGUACCCUGAGACAUUCAAAGAAUUCGUUCAUGUUUGGUUCAAGAGCAUAUUUAACUGGAUUGAAAUUAAGGAUGGUCCCAAAUUGGGAUUUCUUCCCCUUUUGAUGGCAAUAAUCAUAUCAGAUUACAGAGAAACGAUGAAAGAAUUGACGACGUCCAAAAUCGUUAUUCUUUCAGGAAAUAUGGUGGUUGCGAACAAGUUAUUGUUUAUCUUAUCUGCCUUAUUAGAGCCAAAAUACAAGGGGAAAGUAACAAUACGGCACGAAGGUCUGGACCCAGAUUCAUCUGCCGCAUCAAAAACUGAAUCUAAUUACAACAUUGGAAGUAAAUCUGAGGCGGAGUUGAGCACGUUAACUUCAACUGACAAUCUUCCGGGCCGCGCAGAUAGCAAUAAUAAUCAUAGUAAUUUUAACACUAACAACAACAACAACAACAACAACAGCAUCGGAUCUCCUAAUUUUCACUCUUUGAGAAAAGGCUGGCAAAUACCGAACCGGAGGAAUUCAAAUACUUCAGUUUCUGUAUCUUCGAGUGAAUCUUUAGCUGAAGUUAUUCAGCCUUCCUCGUUUAAAAGUGGAAGUAGCUCGAUGCAUUAUUUGUCGUCUUCCAUUUCUAGUCAACCUGGAUCGUAUGGGUCCUGGUUCAAUAAGAGACCGACAUUGUCUCAAUUUUUUCAACCAAGUCCUUCUCUAAAACACAACGAAUCUUGGGAAAGAUUGCAAACGACUGCUGGUAAUUUGCACAGGACUUCUAGUUCUUCUUCUCUGCAACAAGCCACCUCUAGGCUAUCAUUAACUACACCACAACAAUCUCCUUCUAUUAGUGAAUAUGAUGAGUAUCCUUGGAUGGGGACCCCAGGCUCUCCUAAUGUUGGAGAAUCAUCGCAUGCUCUCCCAUUUAUCAAGAAUAUAUCAUAUAAGUUUCCACUGAAGAAUGUUGAUCUAAAAAGAGAUUGUCAACGAAUUUCUCAAAACGAUAUAUUGGAUGAAGCUUUUGAAAGAAUAUGCCAACCUUCAUUGAAUGAUUUAGGCUCCAGUUACGAAAUUUUCCCAGGCAAUUCCUCGUAUGCAGAUAUAUUGACUACCGAUAUAGAUAUUGGUGAUGAGCUGAUGAAUAAACCACUGGAACUGUUGCCCAAAUAUACAAUGUAUAUGACCCAUUUUAGCAACUUUUUCCAAUUACAAGCGUGUCCCGCCGGCCAAGAAUCUGAGAGUAGAAUAACUAAUUCCAUGAAAAUUGAUCUAUUGAAAGCAGAUUACACAAGGAGUUUACUGGUUUCAUUACGCUCGAGAGACAUCAGAGAUAUUGCGCUAAAAAGAGAGUUCACCAGUAAUAGUAACCAUAAUAACCCUAAUAUUUAUGAUGAAAACUUCACUGGUAAAAGGAAUUAUGUGCUGAAGCAGAAAACUAAAAAAAUAUUUUCCUGUGGUAAGAUUGGUAGAUUGGGUUCCAGCCUAGAAAAUUGUGUUAAUUUUGUUGAGAGUAGUAUAAAGAGUGCGAUGAUAUUGUAUGAUGAUAACAGAAUAAACGCAGAUCUGCGAGAUUCUGAAGCUCUACGGAUCUUUUCAUCUCUUGUUCAUUACUGUGAUGCAAGUUAG